Pseudopipra pipra is the source of this 494-nucleotide messenger RNA. RefSeq names its product hydrocephalus-inducing protein homolog. The record is from RefSeq and is a predicted model, not a curated record. The transcript has 5 exons. Gene Ontology annotation, biological process: cilium movement; axonemal central apparatus assembly. The coding region runs from base 99 to 494 and encodes 131 amino acids. Gene Ontology annotation, cellular component: axoneme. NCBI's taxonomy places the organism in Eukaryota, Metazoa, Chordata, Aves, Passeriformes, Pipridae.
GCAGACACAAGUCUAGCAAGGAAAAGCCAAACUCCCCCCAGAGCCCGAAAAGUCUCCAGGAUCACUCCCCAGAAACACCCAGAAGUUCACCUGAGCCAAUGAAAAGCCAACUGCAGAGUGACUCAACCCUCGAGAGACCUGCCAGGCUGAGAAGGUUCCGGUGGAUCGUUCCUGCCCACGGCGAGGUGGAACUGAAGAUCCGCUUCAGCCCCACAGUGCCAGGGCAGUUUGACCAGCUGAUGAACUUUGAGAUCCUGGGCUCAAAGCGCCUGUACCAGUUGCCCUGCAGUGCCACUGCCCUGUACCCCAGCAUCAGCCAGAACCCACGGCUGGUGUUUCCUCGCUGGAGGAAGAGCAAGGAGAAGGAGGACAUCAUCUCCAAGGAGUAUGUCAUGAGCACGAAGCAGUUCCACUUUGGACCGCUGCUUUGUGGCAAGUCAGGAGAGUGGUACAAGGCACAGAACUGCCCCGGCAGAGGUGCAUUUCUCCUUUGA